Messenger RNA from Exophiala oligosperma, 1876 nucleotides. RefSeq lists its product as uncharacterized. The transcript has 2 exons. The record is from RefSeq and is a predicted model, not a curated record. Bases 742 to 1773 code for a protein of 343 amino acids. NCBI's taxonomy places the organism in Eukaryota, Fungi, Ascomycota, Eurotiomycetes, Chaetothyriales, Herpotrichiellaceae.
CUCGUACCACCAGUAUGAUGACUUAUGGGUAAACAACUCUCCUUGGACAACUCAAAGGCCCUAGAGCGUUACAAGACUGAAGUGUGUACUUAGGUGAGGUCUUCUAUCAACUGCUGGCCUACUGAACUCGUACGAGUACGAAGAUGACUGAUCACACAUCACCACUGCAAUUCCGUCUCCGACCACUCGGUCGAGCACCUUCAAGCGAAGUGUACUACGGUUCAAAGCGACGGUAACGUACCGAUCAAGGGAUGGAGAUUUUACUCAUAUCCCAAGAUCUGAUGAGUAACCUUUCGUACCAGGGUAUGGAUGGUCGAUGCACGAAUCGUGGAGCUCGCUCGCUCUAUGUCGGUGGGAACGGAGCGCGAGGUCGAGAAAACCGAUAGAAAGUUGCCCGGGUUCGCCCUCUGAUUGGCCACUACUCUACACGGAUCAAUAUUGCGACGAGUACCGACUCGCGCUUUUAUCAUUGCCUGAUGCGUUCUUUCGUAACGCUUUCGUAUAGCAGACUCUCAUUGUGUGCAUUGGGCUCUACCCACCGUCGCAGCGCAUCAUGGCGACUCGGAGAUACUCGCCUAACGUAUUUCCGUGUCGAGGGGUUUCCUUACGAUAUGAGGACGGAUAAAAGACCAUUCACCCUCUUUUCACAAUCGCCUGUUCAGUUCAAAUCUGAAACAGCUUCUUCUCGAGCGUAAAGACAAGUCUUCAGCAUCAAGUACUACCCUUACAACGAGACAGACAAUGUCAUCUCAACGGAUUCCGGGCCCUCCCUACCCGGCACAGACUGCUGGAGUAGGUGGUGUUCCCACGGUUGGAGUUGAUGUUCCAAUAUGCAGCGUCUUCUUGUUCCUAUUCAUGUGCGGCGCGGCCAGCCACAUGACAAUUCUGCAGGUCAACCGUAGGCGGGGACACAAGUUCAUCAUGUCUGGCUUGAUGUUCGGCUUCUGCAUGGCACGAAUUACGACAAUGAUCAUGCGCAUCGUAUGGGCCUGCUAUCCGAAGGAUGUUCAGAUCGCAAUCGCCGCCAGCAUUCUCGCCUACGCCGGUGUUCUAAUUCUUUUCCUCAUCAACGUCAUCUUUGCACAAAGAAUCAUUCGAGCGGCUCACCCACACUUUGGCUGGCACAAGACAUUGUCCACUGUCUUCAUUGUUCUCUAUGUCUUGAUUGGAGUGAUGUUGGCAAUGGUCAUAACCGCAAUCGUGCAGUCCUUUUACACACUCAGUCCGAACAUCCAUCGCAUCGACCGCGACCUACAAAUCACAGCCUCGACAUAUUUGCUGUUUAUAUCAUUCCUCCCACUUCCGAUGGUGAUCCUGGGUUUGAUUAUCCCUCGACAGACGAGGCUUGAGAAGUUUGGGUCGGGACGAUGGAGGACCAAGAUCGGGAUCCUCCUUACAAGCUCUACGCUGCUAUGUCUCGGGGCAUGCUUCCGAGCAGCGACAAACUACAAAAACCCGCGGCCAAGAGAUGAUCCAGCCUGGUAUGAUGCGAAGUGGUGCUUCUAUUUCUUCAAUUUCACCAUCGAGAUCAUUGUCAUAUUUCUCUAUAUCAUCCUUCGAGUUGACCGACGUUUCCAUGUUCCGGAUGGGAGCAAAGGCCCGGGAGACUACGUCGCAGAGCGCAAGAAUGAUGAGGAAGGAGUACCUGAAAAUCCUCCUCGUCAAAGCACAAGCAGCAUGGCGAGAGUCCUGUCUGAGGAGGAGGUCUUUGAUGAUGAGUCGCCUAUUGAUCGGAGACUCAGUACGAGCAAGGAUCUCGAGGGCCAGCAUUGACGAACACCGAGAGCAUAUCAAUAGAAUUGAUAGAGCAAAAGCUGUACAUUACUCACGAAUAUAUUACUGAGAUGAAAAUGAAAAUGUAAAUACCUGGACUGCG